UUUUAAAUUUAUUUAAAAAUGUAAUGUGACUAGCGCAAUAAUAAUAAGUCGAAACUUGUAGCGCUGGGGUGUAGAAUGAAUUGUAUAAAUCCAAUUUUAAAGAAUUCCCCACCAAUAAUUCUCUUUCUUAAGCACUCGUACAUUAAUUUUGAUAUAUGUAUUUUCCCCCGUUCUAUUUAAUAAUUUCACACCCACUUUUUGGUCUGUGGACUUUGAUCUUUACAGACUUCCUUAUUAAGUGGACUAAUUACGUGUUUCUUAAGAUACCACCAUUUCGUGGGGAGGAAUCAGAAACGGAAACGUUAUUCAACUUAAUCUCAUUUGAUGGGCAUUAAUUUGUGAAAAUCUACGCCCAACAAUAUACUUAGAAUGAAUUUUAAUAUUUUAAGAGGCUUACAAACACACACAAACACUCUGGCACACACAUGCGAGUAUCGUAUAUUUGGUUUGAUAAUAUCCAAUUAUAGAUUGCAGGGGGGACAAUCCAUAAAUUAACAGGCGAUUCCCCAUGCAUUAUAUCGUAAAUUAAAUAAAUAUACGCAUUUAUAUGAAGUUGGCAAAAUUCGAUUUGCAUAUUAAACAGGUUGAUAUUGAUUCACUAAUCAGGAAUCGAGUGAGAUAAAUAUCUUCUGGCUGGGAGCGUGUGAACCGAACUUUUGUCAAUGAACUAAUCGGGCAAGAGAGGAGCCAAAAACUUUGGAUAGACUUGCAAAUAUAUUACAUUUUUCCCCAUCUGUAAGCUGUAAGUAACUGCAAAAGCUUCACACAUCCGCACAGAGAGCGAUGCGAUGGAGUCCGAGUCCGAGUCCGAGGAUGAGUAUGAGGAUGAGGACGAAGACCCAACCCGAACCCACAGCUGGGGCCAUAAAUCAGGGGGGAAAAACUGUUGCCGUAGCAAACUUGCCGAUAAGCAGAAGGUGGGAAAACUGUUGAAUUAUUUCCCAGGGCACACGCACACGCACACGCUCACACUCGGACAGGACAGGACAGGACAGGGACUGCUACAUUUUCACACUCUAAGCCAAAGCCGUAGACAAUAAACUGCAAAAUUCGCAUAAAAUAUUGUGAGGAAAUUAGAACAGAAGCAUAUCUAAUGCUAGGAGUCGAGGAGCAGAAGGACAUGUGUGUGUCGUUGGUGGAAACCUCAAGGAACCCAUAAAUCCAUGCUGAGAAAAUCUCCGAGGGAAAACAAAAAUAGAAAAUGUGUCAAUGCAAACAGGCAGCGACAAAGAGACCUGGCCAUAACUGGCAGAGGGGCUCGCCGCUGUUGUUGGCUGUUGGUUUUUGGGUUUGGGUUUGCGCUUGGGAUGUGUUGUAUUGGCCAUCGGCACCGGAUCGUCGUGGACCAAGUGAAUCUGGGCCAUAAAAGGUCCAUUGGACCAGCAAAAGCACCUCAGCUAACUCUCUAUAGACCCCGGCUCGUUCCCAUCGCAUGCAAUGCACUCGUUAAGAGGACAGACCCGGCAUCGGCACCGGCACCGGCACCGGCACCGGCUGACACUUGGACAUGGGAAGCGGUGGGAUGGCGAUGGAAAUCGAUUUCUGGGCUACCUGCGGGGCUCAGAUCGGUUCGGUUUUGGCUUUGCUUUCGGGGACGGGGACGGAACGGGACGGGACGGGUGUUAUACGUAUUACCUGUACCUUGCAACUAAUGGCCAGACGACCGCGCGACCAACAUAAAUCCAUAAAAACACAAAAACACAAAAAGGUAAAAGAGAGAGAGAGAGAGAGAAAUAAUUAAAUUGCAAUUAUGUGCAAACAAUUCCAAAUCCGGACGAUUCGGAAAAAGUUAAUUACACGACAAUAAAGAGCAGAAGAGUGGUCUCCGUUUCGGCCUCAGUCUCGGUCUCGGUCCCAGCUUCAGUCCCCGACUCUCUCCUUCUCUCUCUCUCGCUCGCUCUGUGUAUCUCAUUCUGAACACCAACGCAUAAGACCUUACCAUCCAUCCACCUAUCCACAUCCGUAGGUUGAUUGUUGAGUUGAAUGAGGAUGGAGGAGGAGACAGCACUUUGCAUUCGGACUCGACUCGGACUCGGACUCGGAGUCGACUUAAGCCGACAUUAAUGGGUAUUUGAAUGUGGCUUCUGGUUGCCUGUUGCUGGUUUAAUCGGUUUGCUUGACUGAUGCCCGGUGACACGUCGUCCACAUUAUCAUUAGCGUCUGGGCCUUGACUCAGUCACCGUCGUCAGCCCCAUGCGGAUGAUCGCAAUUUACUGAUUUCGCGACCACCACAACUGGCUGUGGGAUCUGGCCUGCUCUGGUAUGGUCUGGCCUGCUCUGGGUCUGUCUUCUUUCCUAAUGAAGACGGACAGACAAAUUAGUUAUGGUCUUAUGAUAAAUUAGCCCGAUCCAAUUGCCUGCAGUCGGGCAAAAGGGGAAGUGGACAGUCGUCGAAUUAGUGACAAGAUCGGAUCGCAGCACUAACGACUACUUUCGAUUCAACUAUGGGCUGCAUUUCUUUGGCUGGAAUGGAUAAGCAUAGACGAGUGUACGUUCAAUUGCGAUACGGUACGGUACGGUACGAUAAGGCUCUGUUUGCCUUAGUGGAAUGAGAAUGAGGUAAGAGGUUAGAUAAGACAUUGGCAGUUCGGAUAAGGCUGGAGCGGAUCGCAGCGGAUCAGCAGGUAGGUUGGGUUCGGUCAGGACUGUUGCGGUUUGUAGUUAAGGAAAGUACCAAACAUUUACUUUCUUAUGGUUAGGUAUGUACAUAUUUAAAGAAGGUUAUGGCUUUUAUGGCUACGAUAUGUUAGCCCUUUCAGAUGUUCAAAAGAACAAUCGAUAGACAUCGGUCUUAUUCAAAUUCUUUUAAUAGAAGUCGAAAUAUUGAGAGCAGAAUCCAAAUGCAGACUCCAUUCUUCACAGUCUGAAAGGGAUAUACAAAAUGUUCGGGCUCGGGGUCACCAAAACAAUAAUUUCGAAUGGUAGAUGGUAGAUCUCGUCUCUACAUAUUGCUCAAGGAAAAUGUUGCCAAUGGGGAUAUCCCAUGCCUCGGCUAACGAUCCAUAAGAAGCAUAAAAUCUCAGGAAACUUUAUUACAGGAGUGUUCCAAGCGACUGGAACUCCGAGCAACCUUGAACACGUGAGUUGGCCAAACAUUUCCCCCUUCCAGAUGACCAGGAGGCCAGCCACAAAACCCUAAUUAGAUUACCUAACUCAGUCGAAAGUUUAAAUGUUAGUAAAGCAGGUCAGCCAACCCGACCGACGACUGACUGACAGUUGGGGGCGACCCCAGAGCCCAGAGUUCGGGAAAGUUUAAUUAGAUCUGCAUACGGAAUGAACAGCCCGGCCCGUGUCCAUGUCCAUGUCCAUGUCCCUAAAAGCAGGUUAACGAACUGUCAGAGCCGAGAACCGGGCCGGUACCCAGUGUGUGUCUGCAGGUGAAAGGAUGCGCUGGCUCUGGCUCCUGGGGCUCCUGGUGGCACAUGUGUCUCUGACACUGGCUAAAGGCUGGACAGGACUGUCGCGUCACCUGCUGCCGCUGGAUUUCUAUCAGGCAGAUCUGAAGGAGCUGCUGCAGAAGAUUCUGUGGGCGGCAAACGUGAAGAGAUGCUUCGGUGUCAUCACCGACGACCUUCACUAUCCCAUCUACGAUCGGAGCUACUUCGAGGCCGUGGGUCGCCGGCUGGUCCCCUUCUAUGUGGUGCGGGUGAAUGCCAGCGAGGAUCUCCGCCGGCUGCCCGGCGAAGUGGAGCUCAUGCUGCGUGCCAUCAAGGCCAGAGACUGCGAUCUGCACGUGAUCACCAUUCUCAAUGGCUGGCAGGUGCAGGGACUCCUCAGGUUCGUCUACGACAACCGGGCCCUCAACAUGCAGGGGAAGUUCCUCCUGCUGCACGACUCGCGGCUCUUCUCCCCGGACAUGCUCCACCUGUGGACCGUCUUUGUGAGCAGUGUCUUCCUUAAGCGGCAGCUGGAUAACAGAUUCCAAAUCUCCACUGUGGCCUUUCCGGGAAUUUUGAGCGGCGUUUUGGCUCUGAAAAAUCUCGCCCUUUGGGAGCUGGGUAAACGCAUCAACGGAAGCAUUCUCUUUCUGGACAAUACAAGUGAUCUAAUGGGUGCCGCACUGCCAGUGGCCGUUGUCGAGCAUGUGCCCAUGGUCCAGUGGUCGAACACAACGAACAGCUACCAGGGCGUUGAGGUGGAAAUAAUGAAUGCUUUAGGCCAGGCCCUGAACUUCCUGCCGGUGUACUAUCAGGCGAACGGUAGCGAGGCCACGGAUUGGGAACAGGACGAUGAGUUUGGGGAGAACAAGACCCACAUAGACUCCAAGCUUAUCGAGGAACUGGCUCUGCACAGCGCCCGGUUUGCCAUUGGGGAUCUGCACCUGUUCGAGGUCUACCUGCGGCUGGUGGAGCUCAGUCUGCCGCAUAAUUUCGAGUGCCUGACCUUCCUCACGCCCGAGUCCUCGAUGGACAACUCCUGGCAGACCUUCAUACUGCCCUUCAGCGGGGGCAUGUGGGCCGGGGUACUGCUCUCCCUGUUCGUUGUGGGGACUGUUUUCUAUGCGAUAAGCUUCUUGAACGCCAUCCUAACGGGCAGCGACCAUGUGGGCUUCUCCCGAUGCUGCCGCAGGAGUCGCGGGAGUCGUCUAGAGCCCCCGGACCCAAGCACCUAUCGACGGCUGAGCUUCCGCGUGGCCCUCAGCCGCUAUCGUCCGCCGCUGGGUGUGGGCAAGCACCGCGAUCUCUUCGACGACUAUGCCACCUGCUUUCUCCUCACGUACAGCAUGCUGCUGUACGUGUCCCUGCCGCGCAUGCCACGCAACUGGCCGCUGCGGGUCCUUACAGGCUGGUACUGGAUCUACUGCAUCCUCCUGGUGGCCACGUAUCGCGCCAGCUUCACCGCCAUCCUGGCCAACCCGGCGGAAAGGGUAACCAUCGACACGCUGGAAGAUCUGCUGCGUUCUGGGAUACCACUAAAGGCUGGGUCGGCCGAGAACAUACAGUUCUUUCUGGAUGCCACCGAUGAAGUCGCCCAGAAGGUGGGUGCCAAGAUGGAUGUCCUUGAGAACAACGAUGAUCUGACCGCUCGCAUUGCCAAGGGACAGUGCUCCUACUACGACAAUGAGUUCUAUUUGCGAUAUAUGCGCGUGGGGGACGAGUCCGGAGGCGUGGGAUCUGCCCUGCACAUCAUGAGGGAGUGCGUCGUUUACAUGCCUGUCGUGCUGGCCAUGGAAAAAAACUCCGCCCUGAAGCAGCGCGUGGACAGCUCCCUGCAGCACAUGAUCGAGGGCGGUCUACUAGCCAAAUGGCUCAAGGAUGCGGUCAAACGGCUGCCGGCCGAGGCACCUGCCCAGCAGGAAGCUCUCAUGAAUCUCAACAAGUUCUGGAGCUCCUUUGUGGCCCUGGCGAUUGGGUACGUGGCAUCGAUUCUGGCACUUUUGUUCGAGCAUUGGCAUUUCAGGCACAUCAUCAUGCGGCAUCCCAUGUACGAUGUCCUCAAUCCCAGCUUGUAUUAUAACUUUAAGCGUCUCUAUCCAGACGAAUAAGUAUGGAAUAUACUUUAUAGUUUCCAUAGAAAAUACAUACAAAUUUGGAGCCACAUAGGCUUUCCGUUGAUCAA
Molecule: messenger RNA, 5559 nt
Organism: Drosophila miranda
Lineage: Eukaryota; Metazoa; Arthropoda; Insecta; Diptera; Drosophilidae
Gene: Ir68a
Exons: 7
Coding region: 3386-5485 (699 amino acids)
Cellular component (GO): membrane
Molecular function (GO): ligand-gated monoatomic ion channel activity
Source: RefSeq, a predicted model, not a curated record